ACCCUUCAUUUAAAAUCUUCAGUUCAAAAUGCACUAAGGUUGGAAAUGGUGCACGUAAAAUCACUGAAAGUAAAAUUACUACGGGAUUGGAGUUGUAUGAAAAAGUUCAUAUGGCAUGAUGAGGCUGGAGAUGAUUAUUUCCGUUUACUCGAUUAUGUUGCGGUAUUUGCUGGGACAAGAUUCGUGCCAAAAAAUCACAAUCAAAAGCGAAUGCUGCCCUUCUGGAAAGUGUACCGUUGGAUGUGUUACUAUCACAGCAUCUAUGUGAUAAUGAACGCGUUUGCUCAUCUAGAUCGACGAAACAAUUUCAGUGAAUUUUCAUGGUUCGUCAUGAUUGCUCUGGAAGUUGUGAUGGGACACGUUAAAGAUUUGAUAGUCGCUCGAAACUCGGAAAAAAUUCAAGAUGCUCAAAAUUUUAUCAACAAGCGGAUGACAAUAGUAUCUGACGAAGUCUUUGAACCCGGAACAAGAAAAACGUUUUUCCGAAAGGUGCAAAUAAUGUGUGGUGCAACCGGGAUGGUAGCUUUGAAUAUGAUUCUUAUGAUGACAAUUCCGAAUAAGCAGAUCGAUGAAUUAUUUGCCUUACCAAGUUGGAUCGCAUUUUCAAGUGUGUUAUCAUAUAUUUUCAAAUUCACAAUUUCUCCACCAUGGCCUUGUAAAAUUAUUUGUGGUACGGUACUCCUAACAUCAAUACUUGAAGGAUUCAAAACAGAAUUACUAGUUUUUGCAAACGAUCUUGGUAAUACUGUGGAUCGUGCUCGACCAACCGUAUUUCAGCAAUUCCCUGAUUCAGAAACAUAUCAACGUAAAGAUAGUGAAGAAGUUGUCUUCAAGAAUCUACAACAACAUAUACCGCAGAAAAUCAUGCGUCACAUUGAGUUGCUUGAAAAAAUUCAGGAUUUCAAACCAUUAGUGGAGUUGUUCUUCUUCGUUCUCUACUUUCACGCCAUGGCUUUGAUUGGAACUUAUAUUUUUGUGAUUCUUCAAACCGAUUUCUCCAUAGGAUCCGCUAUGAUACUGAUGGCGUUAACGGCAUACUUUGCCAAAUGCUACUUUUGGUGCUGGGUUAUCAGUUCUUUUCAGGAAGUGAACGAACUAAUUGCAUUAAACAUCAUGCAGCUAAUAACUGCAAUACCACACCCCGCGGAGCAUCACCUGAAGUAUAUCGAACUGCGAACAAUGUUGAUGAUUAUGAUGAUUCGAACUCAAUCCAGUGCUCAAUUUAGCUGCGGGGGUUUAUCAAUAAUAUCUGUAGAGUUGUUUGGAAAUCUGCUGAAUGUAUCUUACUCUGUGAUCACGUUUCUUUUGAACAUUAUCUAGGACUGCAUAGGGUAGCUUUAUAGGAACGUGCUCAUUUAUUGCACAAUACGAUUUUUUUAGGUAGCUUUAUUAUUGUAUAUUGAAAAAUGCAUAUCAUUAUAUAAUCUUCAACUCAAUUGUCGAAUGAACAAGUUAGUAUUAAAUUUCUAUUUACAGAAAACAGUUUGCAGCUUUUGCUCGUGAAUAUGUGUAGUAAUUGUCAAUGCUUAGUACCGAUGUUGAUCAUAGGCAACAAAGACUUAUAUAACUUUUCUUCGACCAUUGAAUAAUUACUCGUUAUACAACCUUGUUAAAAAAAAACGCUGAACAAGCAUUUCUGCAUGUUAAGGGGAUAAUCAAUAACUUAAAUAUUGGAAAAAAAAAAAAAUAUUGAUGGUACUUAUAACGUAAAUCCUACUGAACAGCCAAGGUUAGAUCAUUGAAUAAACAUGUAAUACAAUAUGUUAUUAAAAUUGUUGUUAUAUCAUAGAUUCUCCCUUUCUGGGUAAAAAAAAAGCUAAAAGUUUAUUUUUUUAUUUUUCUUUUAAAUAAAAUCAAAUGUAACGUCAAAUCUAUGCUGAAUAAAAUAGCUCUAAGUAACAUUUCUUAGAGCCGAAAUUGUUUCUUUGGGUGAAAA
This is a messenger RNA of Aedes aegypti (yellow fever mosquito), 1936 nucleotides long. RefSeq lists its product as uncharacterized. NCBI's taxonomy places the organism in Eukaryota, Metazoa, Arthropoda, Insecta, Diptera, Culicidae. The transcript has 4 exons. Bases 46 to 1320 code for a protein of 424 amino acids. The record is from RefSeq and is a predicted model, not a curated record.